CUGAGCUGUGCCAGCUGAUCAUGUCGAGGUCAAUAAUUGCAGCCAGUCGGGUCUUCAGUACAGUAAGGAUAUUCAACAGGAGUGCAUUCAGUGUCCAUCACCUUAGCCAUACGGGUCAAAGUAAGAAACUGUUCAAAAUGGAGACAAGAAGCAGCGGAGAAAGACAGAUGUCUUCGGAAGAACCAAGAAGGUUUGCUAAACCCGACGAGGUGAACUAUGCGUUGAGGCAAGAUAUGGGACAGGGCUACACAAGGAGUACAAUUGAGAUAUCAGCCUUAGGUACCAAAUACAACAUGGUGUAUGGUGAAUGGGUACCUGUGGAUAGAUCGGUUGAAGGAUGCCCAGUGGUAAUCUGCAUACACGGCACACCAGCAACGGAGGGAGCCUUCCGUCCGAUUGGCAGUCGGAUUGCGUCGGGUGGCUACAGAGUUCUGGCCGUCAACUUUCCAGGUAUGGGGUACACACAGAUUGACCCAGAGCGAAAAUAUGACUACUCAUCUUCAGAUAAAGCAGAACUCGUCAAAGGUUUUAUAACUGCCAUGCAAUUAGAUAGUGUUGCCAUGGUUAUAGGCCAUUCAUCUGGAAGUCAUGUUGUUGCAGAAUUAGGGGCAGAUCGAGCCUUAGAAGGUAUUCUUCAAUCUACUUGCUUCCUAUGUGGGACGGGAAUCACACCUCAUAAGAUGCAGAAACUUAGUACACGAAUACCGUACGCUGCUUCCAUCAUUUUCAGGGCAUUGUACAUGCCAGUUAUUGGAUGGAUUGUCGAGUUUCUUUGCUCCAAAUUCAUUCACUACAUGGGUUUUCGCGGGAGAACGACGGAGGCGCAAGUCUUGAGCAUCUAUGAAGCGGCCCUCUUGGACUUUACCGCGUUUGCUAGAUCUGUAAAGAGAAUAGCCGAGAAGAAAUUACCGGUCCUGCUAUUCUUCUCCCUUGACGAUGUUGUCGUUGAAGCAGAACUCCUCCAAGAAAAUAUUGACAUUCUUGGGAUUCCAGAGGCAGAUAUCAAAGACUAUGAUGUUAACGGAGAGUCAGAACUCAUCUAUGGAGACGAGACCCUACGGAGAGUUGUCCGCUUCGCCAAAGCUACCCAUCGGCUGCAGUUCACCAAUCCGGAGAAGACUACAGCAGAGAUCGUCUCGUUGCUGGAUGCUCUGGGAAAAAGAUGAUGAUACUGAGCCAGAGUGCAACACAUCUCACACACACACACCAAAAAGUAAUGAUUUGGAAUCGCUCAAAGUAAUUGAAGUAUAGUAAAAAUGUAGUCUUCAUGAGCAGGCUGCCUUCAUGAACAGGUUUCAAGUCCAGGUGGGUGUUUCAAAAAGCUGUUCAUCUAGUCCAUUUGACUUUAAACUUGUUCUUAGGUGCUAAUCAGCUAAUAAUAAUAAUGAUAGUCAGUUCUUGUAUAGCGCAUAACACAUAAUGAAUAUUAUCUAUGCGCUUCCAAAGG
Molecule: messenger RNA, 1447 nt
Organism: Lytechinus variegatus (green sea urchin)
Lineage: Eukaryota; Metazoa; Echinodermata; Echinoidea; Temnopleuroida; Toxopneustidae
Exons: 8
Coding region: 21-1166 (381 amino acids)
Source: RefSeq, a predicted model, not a curated record